AUCUUAGCAUGUGUCCGUUCAGAGCGCUCGCCUUCCUAAUCUACUGUCUUCCACUUGUCAUAGACUGAAUGGUUCGCUGUACACCACUCCUACGGAAAAGCCAAGUAAGCGAUACUAACUAGACCGUGUAGAGGUAAGCGUAUUAUGUGUUACAGUCAACGAUGAGAGGGCAGAUUUAAGAAUCAGGAGGGAGGGAGUAGGAUAUGACUUUUUGAACAACUCGUGUCACCGCAACGGACGAGGUCAAUCUGAUUUCUGACGCGCUGCUGUGCGAGAGGACUCGUGUCUAGGCAUCUCGACACUACAUCCUUGGCACCUCGCUGGCGGCCUUGUCCAUAUCCUACGCAGUCUCGAGCAAGCCAGCGAUUGAGCCGCACGUUGAGACGAUCGAGCGUUACACCCUACGAGUGUAUAGUUGACGCCCUUCCACCGCCGAAGUUCUGAAAGCUUGCGUCUCAAAGUCGCCGUAGAGGGGUGUAGAUGCCGUCAGAGAGCUGAAGAACACUUGUCUCUUGCAACCAAGCGGCA
This is a messenger RNA of Postia placenta MAD-698-R-SB12, 528 nucleotides long. RefSeq lists its product as hypothetical. The record is from RefSeq and is a predicted model, not a curated record. The annotation marks the transcript as partial. The transcript is spliced from 2 exons. NCBI's taxonomy places the organism in Eukaryota, Fungi, Basidiomycota, Agaricomycetes, Polyporales, Adustoporiaceae.